Molecule: messenger RNA, 2280 nt
Organism: Amoebophrya sp. A25
Lineage: Eukaryota; Dinophyceae; Syndiniales; Amoebophryaceae
Source: the annotation of a GenBank genome assembly
UUUACGUCAAGAAGAAGGUCGAGCGAAAGGAUGCGGGGGGGCGAAGGUAGCGCCGAGGGAGGUUGUCACGCUGAGGAGGACGCGAGCGGCCAAGGCAAGGAGAGCAAGGGCAACGAAAGUCGUGAGGAUGAGCGGGACCGAGAGGGCUUUAUCCAAAUAUACGACGUACGUCGUACCCCUACCGAGGACAGCGCCAUGGGCAUCUCUCGCAUAUUUCCUCAGAUUGUCAAAAGAGAACACGCCUCAUUCUUGUAGUACAACAGUAGAUACAAGUGGUCAACACCAGGAUCUGGUGAACCCUGAGACAAAAACUGCUGAAGAAAAUCAAAGUUCGUCUCUCCUGAAGGUCGUCGGAACUAGUACUAGUGAAGCAAUUAAUACUAUUACUACCGAAAAAAAGCCACAGCCAGCAGCAACAUGCAUGAUGGAGGUGGAACGUGGUGAGGAAGCCCUGGAUGAUGAGUUCGAAAAAGAUCAUGUUGUUGCUGAUCAAGUUCGAGAGGACCACAGCGGAAAUGCAACCGACAACUCCCCCAAAAAGACCAUGCACAGUCCCCCGACCUACACUCAAGGCCCACGCGACGCUAAGUCAUACUCAUAGUUGCCGUGUGCUUCAUCUUCUCGACAAUUUGUCCACCUUAGAAAAUAGGAUAUGCCUUCCGGGAAGUGUAAGUGACUCUUUGCGACUGCGAUCAGCUCUAAUGCACCAUCUCGUACCUGUUCAAGGAAGGUCCAGGCUGGCGCACUCCCAAAGAAUUGCAGCGUGAUCUUGCACAUGAGUCCAUUUUCAAAGGCUGAGCCACAAACUCCAUAUUAGAAAGACAAAAGACUCUUGGGUGAACGAGUUGCCCCAAUUGAAGCACUCCAAACACGAUCAUCCUGACGGCACGUGGUCCGCGAAGCGGUUAUACCAGAUAUGUGCCGGUGCACCUGGGAACUAUGCCGAAUGUCCUGCUACGAAAAAGUUGAGGGCUGAACUCAUGGAAAAGGCCCCUUCGAGUUGGUGGCUGCUCCAAUUUCACAUUUAUGGAGGUUCAUUCAUGGAGGUAGUCCAGAUUGCCAUUAGGGAAAUCCGUCACGCGCGUGUAGACAAAUGCUCCGAUUAAGUAUUUUCACACUCAAGCUUCGCCAUGCCAAUGCCUACUACUAGCUUUUCUUCUACUUUCUUACUUUAACCUUUUUUGGAUUUGAAAACACGAGGACGAUCAUGACGGAACCAAGAUGAACCUAAUAGUGAGCAGUACGAAUAUGUGAGCUCUAAAAUGUCUUGGAGAAGGUCUUUCCCGAUGUUGGGGGCGAAGGAUUAGGCGAGGUCUUCGAUGAAAUUUCUCUGGGUGACGCUCGUAUCGGGAUGGCACAUUAUGACCCGGGUUGGCACGCCAGGCUGGUGCUCCUCUGUGCUGACGCACACACGUCAGGUGGAGUAGCUGCUGACACAAUAAGGCGAAUGGGUUUCUCAUCUGUAAAGAGGAUCGCUGAGCAGGAGCUUAGCAGAGUAGACUCUUGCUCUCAACGUCUUGUGCUGGAGCAUGGUUUCCUUCCUACCGCCACGGAUGGAUGGGCGACACUGCCUUUUCCCUUCUUCAUAGCUGCCUGUCUUGCCAUCUUGAGCGGACCCCUUUCUGACGAUGACACUUGGCUAUCGAUAGUUCGGCUGCCCAGAGGUUCGCCCUUCUCGAAUCGUUUUUCACCCAUAUUCUGGAACAAACCGGAACAGAACAAGGAUCAGAUUCGUCAGCUGCUGCUUCCGGUGCGACAGAAUUACGCUGAAUACAUGAACAAACGAUUCUCUGUCGAAGCUAAUGAAUGAUAUCCGAUCCAGUCAGAGGUGCGGUGAGACAAGUGCCUAAAGAGCAUCAUUAUUUUUGGUCGUCAACGUCAUCCUUGCAGGUUAGCAUUACCUUCUAGCAUUUUGAUCAAGGUCAAGAGCUGGUCAUGUGGUGGAUGUCGGGGUAGCGUACGCCACGCAAGUGAAUCGGAAGAAUCUUGACAUUGACUUACAUUGGAUGUUGAUCCAUAUCUUUCUCAUGUGGUCCGCGCAUUCAAGGGCGGAAACGAUAAGUAUUUAAUGAUCGUGUCCAAAUGCAAAUCUAUAUCGGGUACAAGUACAAUCACCGUGUCCUCCAGUGCUUCUUUCAACAAGACCUAAGACUGACAAGCAGGAUUCCCCCAACAAGCCUUCAUUUCUCACAUCCAAUGCACGACUCCUCCAAACACCAAAAUUGUCAUCAUAAGAACUCCAGUUUUUUUUGUCACAUCGAAAAGGUAAAGGAAGACCAC